AUGGAGGGUCUGAAUAUGAGCUUAGAAUGUACGCGAGAGAGCCGAUCAAAUGGGACAUGUUAUGGAUUGGCUGUCUGCGGGUUCUGUUAUGAUUUUGCGGAGACUCGACAGGUGUCCAAAGAGUAUGAGCAGUUUAAUUUGGUCGUCAUCGGACUAAUGCUCCCUUUUAUCGGAUGUCUUGGGUUGAUUGGAAAUGCUCUUUCGGCUUUUACUUAUUCGAGAAGAGAGAUGAUUUCUAGUCUGAAUGUUUACCUGUUCGCCUUGGCCUGUUCAGACAUCGUAAUCAUUCUGACAGCCUUCUUCCUCUUUUUCCUGGAGAAUAUGAGGAAACGGUCAGAAUGGGCAACGUAUUACUUUGCCGUUUUGUCACCUGUGAUGUUCCCACUGGGUCUCACUGCUCAGACAAUGUCUGUAUUCAUCACAGUGGCAUCUGCAUUUGACUGUUUGGUUCUAGUAGCCGCCAGUGAGAAGUUUAAAAGCAAAUUCUGCUCGGUUAACACGUCAAUAUUGAUAAUAGUGAAAAUCUUCCUACUGGGAACGUUUUACAACUCGCCACACAUGUAUGAGAUUUUCGUCAUUGACUGCUGGAGUACAAUGUACAACACGGCUUCCAAGGAUGUGUGUCCCACGGCUCUUCGAGCAAAUGAGGAUUACGUGCGUAUCUACUACGUCUACAUGUACACUAUUGUGAUGGCUGUUGGUCCAGUGUUCUUACUCAUUAUAAUCAACACUGCGAUUGUGAUUAGCAUGAAACGGUCCUCGUCACCGAAUAGUGAAUCUGAUAUCAUCACGUUGGUUUUGGUGGUGUGUCUCUUUAUUUCGUGCAAUGUUUUGCCACUGACUGUCAACUUCUUGGAACUGCUCUUCGGCAUAAUCAACAGCUAUCUAAUUGACUUGUCCAAUCUGAUGGUGGUCGUCAACUCGUCCUGCAACUUUUUGAUCUACUACACUUUUGGUUCUAACUUCCGACGUACUCUUCGUCAUUAUGUACGCAAUGCUCUAUUCCGACGGGCACCUGCUCAAGUUACAAACAACCGAACACCACCAAGAGUGAAACUGUGUCUUCCACCAACUGAAGUUUUGAUCUAA
Molecule: messenger RNA, 1089 nt
Organism: Caenorhabditis remanei
Lineage: Eukaryota; Metazoa; Nematoda; Chromadorea; Rhabditida; Rhabditidae
Exons: 6
Coding region: 1-1089 (362 amino acids)
Biological process (GO): G protein-coupled receptor signaling pathway
Cellular component (GO): membrane
Molecular function (GO): G protein-coupled receptor activity
Source: RefSeq, a predicted model, not a curated record